CCUCCCGUCCCUGCCCCCCCCCGUCAUCUAUCAUCACAACCACCAGGUCGUCGGCCAUCAUCGCCCCUCAUCACCAUCAUUACCAUAUCCCCAUCAGCAACGACAACGACGACAACAAACAUCUUAUAGCAACUGCCCUACCUACCUGGGACUUCCUCUGUGCGCAUACGUGUUGCGCUUGCGGUCUGGUUCAGCUGAGAAAUGCAAGCUGCUCCUUUCUGCACGCCUCGAAACCCAGCAGCAAAUGGUUUGGAGAAGUUUUUUAAACCUUGAGAUACCCUAUGUCCGACCGAUUAACAAGCUCAUAACCCGAUUCGAUACUUUCUCCCCAGACCAACGCCAUUAGACGAAAAAUCCGAGCUAGGCUAGACCACAUCCGACCUGGACGGCCAAAUAAUCCGGUCAAUCCGCAAUUUGCAUCCCACUUGCUUUUCAACCCCGCCGCAUGCCCGCCCCCCCCCGAACUCGCAUACAAUUGUCAAAACAGCUACCCCAAUCGUGUCCGGUGUCAGUGCCCCUCACCGCUGGCGCCACAACAUACUCAUAACAUUCGCCCAACAUGUUCUGGCGGUUCGGCGGCUACGCUGUUGCCAGCACAAUAGAAAACAUCCUCGACCGCGGCGACUUUGCCCUUGAGGAGCUUCUCGAUGAGAGCGACUUGAUCCAGGAGCUCAAGCAACACAAUGCGAAGCUGGUCGAGUAUCUUCGUGACCAGGAUGUCCUCAAGAGGUUGCUAGAAUACGUUGUCGCGCCCAAGCUGGAGCCCGUGGCGGCUGCUGAAAACGAGGACGACGCGGAAGACGAAAACCAGAAGGGUAUUUCCCUACCCUUCACUCGACCCCGCGCCUCAUCGCGGGCCACCGAUGCGAGCAAUGAUGACAGCGCCGUCGAAAAGAAACGGAACCGCUAUGCCUUCGUCGCGGCCGAGAUUCUGUCGUCAGACAAUUGGUCAAUAUUCGAGGCUCUUAUGGAGAGCAAAGACCUGCUGCGCGAGUUCUGGCAAUUCCUGAAGCGCCCUGCCCCGCUCGACCCCCUCCAGGCCAGUUACUUUACCAAGGUCAAUGAGUCCUUGUUUGACAGGAAGACCGAGGAAAUGAUCGAUCUUCUCAAGUCUCUCGAUAAUGCGGUUCCCGAUAUGCUCAAGCACGUCGACUGCCCCAUGGUUAUGGAUUUGCUGCUGAGAAUCAUCAGCUUGGAAAGAACCGAGGCUGGGCAUGGUAUAGUCGAGUGGCUCUAUACCCAGGAUGUAAUGCCCUCUCUGCUUUCUUUCCUCGGCCCAGAACAUGGCUGGGCAACCCAGACAUCCGCCGCCGAUUUCAUCAAGGCCAUCAUUACUGUCUCCGCCAAUGCCUCGCAAAAUGAACAGACCUGCAUCGGACCGAACGAGCUCACACGACAGCUUGUCUCGAGACCCUGCGUGGAGCAGUUGAUCAAUUACAUGCUUGGUGGCGGCAACCCCCUCACGUGUGGUGUGGGCAUUGUCAUCGAAGUCAUUAGAAAGAACAACUCCGAUUACGACCCAGAGGCAACCGAGCCCAACUCGACCCCCUCGGCCCGCGACCCGAUCUACCUUGGAACCUUGCUUCGCAUGUUUGCCGACCAUAUUCCGGAUUUUAUGAGGCUCAUCAUGAACGCCCCAGCGCAAAAGGAACGCUUCACUUCCACGUUUGGUGAUCAUAUCGAGCCGCUGGGCUUCGACAGGUUCAAGACAUGUGAGCUGAUGGCUGAGCUGCUCCACUGCAGCAACAUGGGCUUGCUGAAUGAGGUAGGCGCCGAAGAAGUCAUUGCGCAGCGUGAUGCUCAGCGACAGUUGCUGCGCGCGCAAGGCCAGCUCGUGCCUGUUCGGGAGCAGGAACCUCCAUCCGCGGCGGAAGAUAUCACAAUGCGCGCGGCGCACUCUUCCCCAGCGGAUACCGGCAGAAAGCUGGGGGUCACCAAUACAUCGGUAGAUGAUGAUGGCUUUGAGGAGGUCACCCAUACCACCGAUGAGGACAUCACGCACGGCAUCGAGGAGCUUCCUGAAGGUUCAUUGCCAGGCCCGACAUCGUCGUUCCUGGAUAAGGACGAGGAUGACUUUGUUGACGAGCCGCUGAGCUCUCCAAGGCUGCGUGUUCGCGACCACCAUAAUCCCAUGGAGGAUACAGCACCCAUCAAGUUCGACGACCCGAACCUGGUGGUGGCGCCUUUGUCCCCUACCAAGAAGGCAUCCGUGCCAAUUAGGACAGCGUCAGCUCCUGAAGGGCAAAACGAUGAUGGCAACAAGACAGAAGAAACCACCGCCAACAAAGAAGGAAGUGAUUCGGACCUCAAGCCGUCCGAGGAUGCUCAAUUGGAACUUCGCGGCGUCUCGGACAAACCCGUAGCCCCAGAAGAGAUGUCUCCCCACCCGGACGAUACUCCUGCGCCGCUCUUUUCGACAUCCCCCCGAACAACAGACCUCUCGGAGCCUAGCCAGGACACCAUAUCAAAGGAGGAGCAGGCGGAGACCAGUCAGAUGUCUACCGGUGGAGAACAAAGUGACCCCGAUGCCACCAUCGCCCACGACGCUUCUGAGGCCGACAAAAAGCAUGAGCCUGUUGUUGGCGACUACCUUAAGAUGCAGUUUGUCGAAUACAAGGUUGUCCCCACGAUUUUGAGCUUCUUCUUCUCUUAUCCGUGGAACAACUUCCUGCACAACGUGGUUUACGACAUUGUGCAGCAAGUGUUUAACGGUCCUAUGAAGGACAGCUAUAACCAUAAGCUGGCUAUCAGCCUCUUUGAGACGGCCGACAUCACCAACCAAAUCAUUGGUGGACAACUCACCAGCGAGAAAUCUGAGAACGAGAGAAAGACCCGUAUGGGAUACAUGGGGCACUUGACGCUCAUUGCUGAAGAGGUGGUCAAGUUUACGGAGCGCCACGAAACCGACGUUCUCACAGAAAGCAUUUUGGAGAAGGUCAUGGCGCGGGAUUGGAUCGAAUACGUGGAAGGCCCACUUAGCGCUACGCGAACACGCGAUAAUGCCGUGCUCGGGGGUGUACGACCAGAGAGUCUGAUGGGCCGUUCUGGCUCCGGGAUGUCUGGCGUAGGACUCUCCGCUCUUGGAUCUCUUGGUCUGAGUGGCGGUUCCAACGCCCUUGCUGAGGCAGGGUUGAAUGGAGGACAGGAUGUUGCGGACAGUUCGGGUGGAAAUGGAAUCGGGCCGUUUGCCAUCAGCGCCGGUACUCUUAUGAGCGGGUUUGGUAGUUCGAGCGAUGAGGACGAGGACGAGGAACAGGACAACGAGGAGGAUGUUAACAAUGAGUUCCGUGCUUAUACCGAUCCCCUCAACGCCAACCUCUCAAACUCGAUGAAUCCACCUUCGAUUCCACCGCCCCCGCCACCACCUCCCCCGCUUAACAUUCCUCCUUCUCGUGCGCGUCUCCAACUUGCUGCCAGGCUAGCUAUGAACAAGCGCAACGCUGAAGCUGCAGCGAAUGGCGGGCAAGAGGGCGGCUCGGCUCAGGCCGACAAUUCCACCGGUUCUGGUACAUUCAGCCUCCCAGAUGAGUCAGCCAGCGAUAGCCUCCGGAAUCCCUUUGAGGAUGAAGAGGACGAGGAUGAGGACAACGAUGGCAAUGGGUCUGGUAGCGAUGAUGGAGAGUUGGAUAACACAGCCCAUAACGGCUUGGGAGGUAGUACGUGGAAUCGUGGGUCCUGGUGGCGCGGUAUGGUUCCCGGUGGACAGAAGAACAAGAGCAGCGGUGAUAGCCAGGACGCAGAACGAUUCGGGGAUGGGCGCGACAGCGAAUCUGAUGAUGGGGCUGACGGAGAUGAAGUGGUGGAUGAUAUCGACGACGAAGAGUUUGGAGACUUUGCCAUGCCUGAGGUUGAAGGCAACGCCCAAGAUUCGGAGCAGUCGCCUACUUCGGGCCGUACGGUCUCUGGCAUCGACCCUGCGCGGGAGAAGAUCCUGGUCAAGCCGCUCCCAGUCCAUCCGAGCAAAAGCGGCAGUCCGUUUGGUAAUCUGUGGCCUUUCUCUACUCCUGGAUUCGGCAAGAAGGAUGAGAGGGAGGUUACGACGUCUUCGACGGGCGAACAGGGCUCCGAAAGGCAGAAGGAAAAUGCUAGCCCUAGAAGCGGUGUUCCUAUCACAGAGGAGCCCAAGGAACUGGAUGCUGUAAUGGAGGAUCUGGUUAUCGGCGAGGACGGCAAGAAGAUCAACCGCGCGGUUGAGGCGAAGAGGAGGACAAGUAUUGAGGAUCCGGAUGACGACGAGGCGGAGGAAAUCUUUGUCAGCAGGCCAACCGGAGCACGCUGAUCCACACCAUACCCCUGGAGAUGAUAUAUAUGUCGCUUGGUUCUUGUUGGUUGGUGGUAGAGGUAGUUGAGAUACAGAUACACACAAGACGGUCACUGUCAUGAUCGGAACGAUGACGAUGGGCGGGUGGAGGUAAACCGGUGCCGGAUCCCUUACUUGUUUUUAAGUUUGUAUUUCUAGCAUUCAGACCCACCGAAGCAACUUCUUUGCAGUCGCUAGGGUUCUCUCUUUGCGGUCAUAUCGUCCUUCUUCCAUUAUUUCUUCCUCUAAUGAAUCGCGUCGGCCGAGAGCUCACGUAUACCAAGUAGGCGUCGGAAUCUCCCCCAACAGCAUCCAUCUUCCAACCUCCCUCCGCUUAUACGCGAUCGGAUCAUGCAGCGUAUGCGUCCUCAAGUCCCGCCAGAAUCGAUCCAAGCCGACCUUACUCGCCGUCGCCCUUGACCCCGUCACCUCAAAUACAUCAGUUGUCACCUUAAGGCCGACGUCCGUCACCACAAUCUUUGCAGCCGCAAUCAGCUCGCUUAUCUCACCUCUUUGCAGCGCCGUCACCUCCCCCCGGUUAUCUCUGGUAUGAUUACCAGCAUAAGCAGCAAAAAGACCAGAAAGCCGCUCAUUGGCCUGAUCAACCAGCGCCGUGGCCGCCAACAAAUGGGCGUGGUGCGUACCGUACGUGGACAAAAUAUAAAACUCAUCUGUUGCCUUCUCGGCGGGAGCAACGGUUUCGCGCUCGCCGCCUGAAAGGUACGGCCAUGGCCGUGUGCUCUUGCGCGUGUAAGCAGCUGCUCGGUCCAAAGCCGCGAGCGCGAUGCCGAGGUAGAAGUUGGUGAAGACCAGUUGGAUAGUGGGAAGCAACAAAGUGGCAAAGGGGACGCCUAGGAUGUCUGGCAGGGGUUGUUUGGUGGAAGCAUCCCAGCCCAACGCGUCCUCCCAGGAGACGACAACGUUGGAGAUCUGCGCUGAGCCCGAUUCGGUCAACCGGAGACCGAUGGCGUCCCAGUUGAAGGAAAAGGUGAUGCCGGGGUCGGUGGUGGGUACGUAGGCGAAGAUGUGUGCGCCGCCAGACUCGGGGAAAGAGGAGGAAGAGAGAGAGCCUUCAAGCACGAUCAGAUCCGAGACGGCCGCGCCGGUGGUGAAGUGUUUGGAGCCGUUAAAGAUGAUUUUGGCCGAGUUGUUCGGGUCGGCGGUGAUGACGAGGUCGCUGUCGCGCGGGUUGACGGCACCGCCGACGAAGAGGUUUUGUGACGUGAUGAGUGCAGUCCAUUUGGUGAUUUGGGAGGGGGUGCCAAGGAUGGAAGAGGAAAAAGCCCAGAGGAGGUGAUAUCCUAGCAGCAUGCCGAUUGAGCUUUUUGAGGUGUCAGUCUGUCAGCAUACGCCCUCGAUGGCUGCUGUUGAUGGUGGUAAGGUGGUGAACUCGGGGCAUUCUACUUACCCAUCACCCUUGGCGACUUCCCGAAUCGCCUGGUAAGCCACGCUCCAUGGCUGUUCACCGCCGCCGUACUCCUUUGGACCAAGGAUUUUGAGUAGGCCGGAGUGUUUGAGGAGAGCCACUUCGGCACGGGGAGUCCUGUUGGCUUUCUCACGGGCGGCGGCGUCGGGGGCAAGAACUGCGGCCACAUCUUUUGCGCGUUGGACCCAACCUGCCGAGUCGGAGGGGAGCGUUGACCAUUUAGACUCGUAAUCUUGGUAGAUGGACGGGUCGCUGCUUGAAUGGGCGGUGUCCUGGUUGUUUUGGGAGGAAGCCAUGGUGUUGAUGAUGAUGUUAUGGUUGUGAGAUGGGACAAGUUGAAGGGGUCACCAGACAAAG
This is a messenger RNA of Neurospora crassa OR74A, 6083 nucleotides long. RefSeq lists its product as hypothetical. Lineage: Eukaryota; Fungi; Ascomycota; Sordariomycetes; Sordariales; Sordariaceae. Bases 560 to 4279 code for a protein of 1239 amino acids. Gene Ontology annotation, cellular component: cytosol; nucleus. The transcript has 4 exons. Gene Ontology annotation, molecular function: protein phosphatase binding; protein phosphatase regulator activity. The record is from RefSeq and is a predicted model, not a curated record.